UUCGCUUUUUUUCCCCCCAAAAAAGAAGGAAGAUAUGGAUGCUACUACCCUCGAAUUGAUGGAUGGCACCGGAGUAGGAGGAACUGCGGGUUCUGGGAAUUCAAUGUCGACUGUGUCUGAAUCAUAUUCUUCUCACCCGGAGGAGGACUCCGAUCUGGAAUUGGGUCUCGGCCUGAGCCUUGGCGGCGGUGGUGGUGGGUUGAAGAAGUCAAAGAUUGGUGUUUGGGGCCAAUGCCCCGCCGGGAGGAAUAGGAUAUUGACGGCGGAGGAUUUUCCCUCCGGCGGAUUUUCCAAGUCUUCUUCAUCUUCUUCCUCCGGUUCCUCUGCAACUAAAGGUAACCAUGCUUCAUGUGGGUCCAAGAGAGCUGCCGAGUCUUCUUGUUCCCCUCCCCGUGCUGCUCUCAGUCAGGUUGUGGGGUGGCCGCCUAUCAGAACAUAUAGGAUCAGCAGCCUAGUCAGCCAGGCAAAAUCCUUAGCCGUUGAAGAAGAUUUCUCUGAGAAAUGCCAAAACAAAGUCCACGCCGCGGACGUAAACACAUCUGAUGCCAACAAGAGUUCCUUUUUUGUGAAGGUCAACAUGGAUGGAGUUAUGAUUGGGAGGAAAGUUGACCUCGCUGCUCAUUCCAACUACAACAGCUUAGCUCGCACGCUGGAUGACAUGUUCUUCAUCAAAACUACAGGUGCCGAAUAUUUAAUCCCCGAAGAGAAAAAGGCCACGACAGAAGAAGCCCCGGGGUUGCUGGAUGGAUCAUCUGAAUUUGUGCUUACUUAUGAAGAUAAAGAAGGAGAUUGGAUGCUUGUUGGAGAUGUUCCAUGGGAGAUAUUUGUAUGCUCAGUGAAGAGGUUGAGGAUCGCGAGAAAAUCAGAGGCCAACGGGCUGGGUCCAACCCUGCACACUACACUUGCUCUCUCUCAUCCAUCUUCAUCAAAUUGUCAUAAACCUCCUCUGUCUGCAUCUGGUAUUGUUAUAGCUAGACUCAUCCCUGUUCAUCAAAGCUCUUCUUCUUAUUCUUCUUCCUCCUUCGCCACCACCCUCCAACCGCGCGUGCGGGCCCACAAACGGAAUCCUAGAAAAGCAUUAACAACAAAAACAAUGAUGGUGGUGGCGGCGAAAGUGAAACCGUCGAUCCAGUUCAUACAAGGAAGGGACGAACAGACAGUGCCAGACGUACGGCUCACCCAAUCCAAGGACGGGACCAACGGCAUGGCCAUAUUCAGCUUUGACCAGCCCUCCGUGUUUGACUCGUCCAAGGAAGUGGGAGACAUCACCGGGCUUUACAUGAUCGACGAAGAAGGCGUUCUUCGUUCGGUGGAUGUGAAUGCCAAGUUUGUCAACGGGAAGCCCGCGGGGAUCGAAGCUAAGUACAUAAUGAGGAGUCCGAGCGAGUGGGACAGGUUUAUGAGGUUCAUGGAGCGAUAUGCCGAAGCUAACGGCUUGUCUUUCAUCAAGAAAUGAUGAAGAGGACUUCCAGUGUCUGUUGGGUUUGUACAUUUUGUUCUCUUACAUCUUCAAGAAUGGAAAAACACUGCUAUGGCUUUUGACAACAUU
Messenger RNA from Cuscuta campestris, 1549 nucleotides. The record is from the annotation of a GenBank genome assembly. Lineage: Eukaryota; Viridiplantae; Streptophyta; Magnoliopsida; Solanales; Convolvulaceae.